AUGGCACAGGAGAACGUGGAAAAGAAGAAGCCAAAGUCAUUCGAGGCUCUUACACCCGAGCUUUCAGAAUGGAUCCUGGACUUUACGCGAGGCAUGGGAUUCGACCGCACAACGCCCGUUCAGGCCAUGGCAAUACCGCUCCUCAUGGGGAAUAAAGAUCUUGUUGUGGAGGCUGUGACAGGAAGUGGAAAGACUCUGAGCUUUCUCAUUCCCCUGAUCGAGCGAAUACUGAAGGCAGAAGAGCCCAACAAAAAAGGCCAUGUCCGCUCGAUCGUGGUGGCACCUACCAAGGAGCUGGCUAGCCAAAUAUACGAUGUCGCUCGGAGUCUCUUGGAGUUCCAUCCGCCUUCUGCGUCGUUUCUCAGGCGGUCCGCCCAGUCGCCGGAGGACAGCGAAGAUGAGGAAAUGAGCGACGCUGAGAAACCUGAGAUUCUACCUGGACCCUAUGCGAUACCUCAUUUGCUUGUCGGAGGGCGGACCAAAUUGUCGGAAGAUCUUUCGACCUUUUCACAGUUGAAUCCGAACUUUCUGAUUGGCACUCCAAAACGACUCGUUGAGGUGCUUCAAUCUUCAAAAGUUCAGCUGAAGAGGCAUUGGUUCGAUUUGCUUGUGCUAGACGAGGCGGACCGCCUGCUCGAUUCUAAUUUUCAACCGGAUCUGCAAAAGAUCCUGGAUGCAGUGCCGAAGGAACGCCGUACUGGACUGUUCAGUGCCUCUGUGUCAGAAGCUGUCAAUGAGCUAGUACGAGUAGGCAUGCGGUACCCAUUCAAAAUCAGCGCGAAGGUCCGUAGCAAGUCUGGAGCGCUAGACAAGAGAACACCGGAAAGUCUGAGGCUGUACUAUAUCGCUGCAAAGCCUACGUCGCGACUGCCUCUCAUCAAGCGGAUUUUGCAGGACAACAAAGCUGCAAAGAGCAUCAUCUACGUCUCCACUCGAGCAGGGGUGGAUUACUGGAACCACGUCCUGCCAACAGUUCUCGGAGUUGCAGUUUUCCCCAUCCACGGCGACCAUAAAUCCGCCAUCCGCAUGAAGAAUCUGCAACGCUUCCGAGACUCGGCUUCACCCGCGAUUCUCCUGACGACCGACGUUCUCGCUCGAGGUAUUGACAUUCCAGAUAUCGAUCUUGUGGUGCAACUUGAUGUACCAACCCAGCCAAAGGAUUUCAUCCAUAGAUGCGGGCGAUCCGGCAGAGCUGGCAAACGGGGCAUGGCCAUUACCUUCCUGAAUGAGGGCGGUGAAGAAGACUACGUAAAGUAUCUUGGCCUCCAAGGGACAGCUCUCGAGCCAUACCCCGCCUUGCCUUCAAUUGCAGAAGAAGACAUCACGAAUGCUAUCAGUGACAUCCGCAAAGUGCUCAAGUCGAAGAGGGAGCUGCAUGAUCGCUCUCAAAAGGCCUUUGUCAGCUGGGUACAGGCUUACAGCAAGACGCUCCCAGCAGACAUUUUUAGUGUCAGGAAGAUUGAUUGGUCAGAGACCGGCAAAGCUUGGGGCCUUCUUACCUGGCCCAAGAUGCCAGAGCUGAAGCGUUAUUUCCCGCAAGCUGUGCAAGAUCGCACGCUCGGCUUACACCUACCUGAGGGCUUUGAUUUGAACACUCUGGCUUAUGCCGACAAAGUGCGGGAGGGAAAGCGAAAAGAGAAUCUCGAAGCUAAAGCGCGCGGAGAGAAGCUACAGCUGCCUUCAAAGUUCGGAGGCGCGGCAGCAGAUGCGAGAAGGCGUAAUGAAAAGGCGUGGAGCAGUCAGAAGGAUGCAAAGGCGUUACGAGAGAGCAGGCGAGAGAAGAAGGAAGUCAGACGCAAGGCCGAGAGCAAGUCCAAGAUGACGGAGGCCGAUAAGGCGAAGGAGACGGAGCUGAACGACUUGAUUGCACAAGUGAGAGCGAAGACUGCCGCUGAUCAGGAGGAAUUUGAAGGGUUUGGUGACUAG
Molecule: messenger RNA, 1926 nt
Organism: Lecanosticta acicola
Lineage: Eukaryota; Fungi; Ascomycota; Dothideomycetes; Mycosphaerellales; Mycosphaerellaceae
Source: the annotation of a GenBank genome assembly